Messenger RNA from Striga hermonthica, 4344 nucleotides. NCBI's taxonomy places the organism in Eukaryota, Viridiplantae, Streptophyta, Magnoliopsida, Lamiales, Orobanchaceae. The record is from the annotation of a GenBank genome assembly.
AUGGCUCCAGGGCGUAAGCGUGGAGCGAAAGGCUUGAAAACGAAGACGGAGUUGAGUUUGGGUGAUCUCGUUCUCGCCAAGGUCAAGGGUUUUCCCGCUUGGCCUGCCAAGAUUAGCAGGCCUGAAGACUGGAAGCAUGCACCUGACCCUAAGAAGUUUUUCGUCCAUUUUUUUGGUACAAAUGAAAUAGCUUUUGUCGCUCCUGCCGAUAUCCAGGCAUUCACUAGUGAAAUAAAAAAUAAGUUGUCUGCUCGAUGUCAGGGUAAGACAGCCGGUAACUUUGUCCAAGCAGUGAAGGAAAUUUCUGAAGAAUUUGAUGUGUUGCAGCGAAAUAAGUUAAGCGGUAGAAGAGAAGAUAACAAUGCAGAAAAUAUAGCCUCUGAGGCACAUUCUGCUGAUCCAGUAGAAGAUGAUGCUUUAGAAGUUAGCGCAGACGAUGAAAUCGAUAGGGAAGAACCAAAAUGCAAAUUGGAGAUCAAUGGGUUAAGUGAUCAGGGCUCUGGAAUUGGGCGUGCGCAAAGAAAAGGUGAAAUGGAUUUUCAAGAUGUAAAACCUUGCUCGUCACAUGACAUUGAUCGUAGUCCACCUCCAUAUAUAUCUCCCGGAAAGAAGAGCAAGCUUUCUGCAAACCCUUCUAAUCUUCUGAAGAACUCUGUUUUAGGAUCUACCCCAUCUCGUCAUGCCUCUUUGAAGGAGGAAGCUUCUCAUAAAGUCAAAGCUGAGGGUGGAUGCUCUGAUGGUGGCCGGAGUGAAUUUGCUGAUAGUCGGAAGUCCAAGCUGUCAAAGGGGCCAAAGAGGAAGCAGGAAGAACUGCUAAGAAAUAGUGGUUCGAUUAAAUCUCCAGAAAAUACUGGAGAUGGGAUGCAAAUAAAAUAUGCUUCGGGCGGUAACAUGAAGGUGUCAUCUGCUGAUAAUUCAAGGUUAGGUUCAGAUCUUGGCGGCAGUACGAAGGUGAAAAAGUUGAAAGAGAAGAAGCAUCCUAUGGCAGUAGAUGGUCGAUUGGAUAGUUCGGAGGAGCAUUACGAAGUUAACCCCAGUAAAAAGAUGAAGCUCCAACGCGACCAUGGUAAACUAACUUCUCGGACAGUUGAAGCCCCAUCUCCUGCCCAAAUAUCAAAAUCUGCCGAUACAGUGGACGGUGCUCAGAUGUUAAGAGCUAAAACAAGCAGGAAGGCUGAUCUUAUCAGUCCUGUUGAUCAGUACACCAAACUGGAUAAACCAAAGUAUAAACAGUUGGCAUCAGGUGGGAAGGUAGAGAAUCAUCAGCCCCCUAGAGUGGAUACAAUUAAUAACCUACCUAACCAAUCUGCUGCCGAAGAUGAUCCCUGUUUGGCAAAGCGUGAUUCUGUGGCAGAAGGAAUGAUGUCCACUUCUGCUUUGGUUUCUGAAAAUUUAAAUGGAGAUUCUGCAUCUAAUAAAAAUGGCUCGGGGAAUCCUAACAAAGUUCGAUCUUCAGGCAUGCAGCUGCCAAAAAAGCGGAGAGCUGUCCGCAUAUGUGACGACGAUGAUGAUGAAUUGCCUAAAACACCAGUUCAUGGAGGAGUUCCCCAGGGGCAAAAGAUUUCUGCUAAUCCUCUCAUAUCAGAGUCGAAAAACAAAACUGUCAAGCGUGAUGAGGGUUAUGCAAAAGAUCGACCGGUCUUGAGAAAUUCAGGAAUAAUUGAUGAUGCCUUAAAAAAAAGAGCUCUAUCUUCUAGGUUGCCCAACAAAACUUCAUCACCAGUUGCUGAGAAAGGAAUCGAGAAUAGAACUAGAGAAGCAUCAGCUGAAUAUUUGUCUCCUAAUCAACGUAAGGUGGAAACCGGAAAGAUGUCCUCCGUAGAGGCUAAAUCAGCCCUUGAUUCCUCUCAAUCUGUUAGUGUUGUCAAGCCAUUAGUAGAACCACACAAGAAGCACUUGAGCAAGACACCUGUUGUUAAUUCCCAGAAGAAAGUUCCAUCGGGAGCUAGUAGGGGUAUUGCUACAGCUGCUGAUGGAUCAUCAAUCAAGCAACCGACUAUUGAAAGAAAUAAUCCAACUUCACCUGGAGAGAAAAAAAGUACUCCUCCACUGUCGGGUUCCCAGAUCAACGAUUCCCUUUUUUCGGUUGGCGAUCUGGAUGGUAAUGUUUCUGCACUUAGUGAAAGGCUGAAUGUUGGUAGCGACUCCAAAACUAGUUUCUCGGUUAAUUCAAAAAUUUCAGACUCUGUUACAUCCAUGAAACAUCUCAUUGCUGCUGCCCAGGCGAGAAAGAAGCAAGCAAACUCUCAGAGCUCUUACUUAAAUCAUCAUCAACUAGUGUUUCCUGAUUCUGACAUGAGUCCAAGCCCUAAUCCUGGUACACUGCUGGUUGAAUCAAACAAAGCACUCCAUUUGGAUGUGGAAAGGUUACAGCCCAAUCCUCCCUCUGAUGUUCGUCAAUUUUCAUCAGUCAAUGAAAAUGAGAAGGACGAACUUCAGGAGAGGAGGGUUAGUUCAGGUCGUCAAGCCACUGGAAGUUCUUUGAGUGGGGAUACUGAGGCAGCUGUUGCACGUGAUGCUUUUGAAGGAAUGAUAGAGACACUUUCAAGGACCAAAGAAAGUAUUGGUCGUGCGACUCGUCUUGCGAUUGAUUGUGCAAAAUAUGGGAUCGCCAAUGAGGUUGUUGAACUUCUUAUCCAUAAGUUGGAAUCCGAGUCAAGCUUUCAUCGCAGAGUGGAUCUGUUUUUCCUUGUUGACUCUAUAACCCAGUGCUCUCAUAGUCAGAAAGGAAUUGCAGGGGCGUCUUACCUUCCUAUCAUCCAAGCAGCUUUGCCCCGUCUCAUUCGAGCUGCUGCUCCGUCCGGGACUGGUGCUCAUGAAAAUCGCCGUCAGUGCCAUAAGGUGUUGCGAUUGUGGUUUGAGAGAAAAAUAUUUCCGGAAUCUGCUCUCCGCCGUCAUAUGGAUGAUAUUGGAGCAAUGAAUGGUGAAACGUCAACUGGUAUAUCCCAAAGGCGUCCAUCCCGAGCUGAGAGAGCUUUUGAUGAUCCGAUCAGAGAUAUAGAGGGUAUGCUCGUGGAUGAGUAUGGAAGCAAUGCUACAUUUCAAUUAUCUGGAUUGCUACCGUCUCAUUUAUUCGACGAAGAGGAGGAAAACGAAGAAAAUAUCCAAACAGGGCACAAGGAAGUUCCAGACACAUCACCAUCCGAGCGUACCCUUGGUGAUCCCGAGAAUAGUAACGUUACUCCAAGUGACCGGCGCCACUGCAUACUCGAGGAUGUCGAUGGUGAGCUCGAGAUGGAAGAUGUUUCUGCACAACCAAAGGACGAAGUCCCGUUUUCUAGAAACAGCAAAAGUUCUGAUGGGCUCUUUCCAUCAGUUUCAAUUGCUUCUGAGUUUUUACCUUCUCCCGAGGGCUCUCCACCACUGCCACCUGGUUCUCCUCCCGCAACCCCACCUCUACCCACUUCACCACCACCGCCUCCACCGCCACCGCCUUCAUCCCCAUCCCCAUCGCCUCCGCCUCCACCACCAUCUCCUCCGUCACCGCCACCUCUGCCACCUUCGGACCAAUAUCAGUUCCCCCCUUUGCCACCCAUGGGUCCUCCACCGCCGCCUGUGGGCCCCCCACCAUUUAUUUCCAAUCAAUCAUUGCCACCUCCGCCUGCACUGAUGCCGCAACAUUUGCCAUCGACAAUAUCAUCUUCUCAGCCAUUGACGUAUCACCCACCUCCUCUGAUGCAUGAUAUUGGUGGAACACCAUCUGUAAAUCAGCAUGUCCAUGUGGUGUCAAAUACUCAUGGGUCUCGUAUUGAUGCCCCUGUCAGAGGUGAAGUAUUUUCCCAGCAUCCAUCAUUCUUUCCUCCAUCUGCUGUCAGUAAUGUGCGAGAACAUGUUGGGUAUAAUUCAUCACAACCUGUGGAAUAUGGAAAGAGUGAUGGUGGAUAUUUGAAUACCCAAGUUCCUCAACAGAGGCAACCUUUUCAACCUGGUGCUGUGCCUUUUGCUCAGAGACCUCAUCACGAACCAUUAAGUCAACAAGCGCCUAGUCAUUUUAUCUAUCCAAACACAGGCCCCCAGCAAAAUCUAUACCCCCUUUACCCGGCACCAAAUUUUUCAGACGGUGUAAGGAGAAAUGCUACUGAUGACCGUUGGCGGUUGCAAGUAAAUGAGUUCAAUCCUGAUGGUUCACGCAGGGGGUGGACAACUGGAGGAAGGCCAUGUUCUGAUCAACCCUAUUCACAUGAAGGUUAUUUUGGACCCCCUCUGGAAAGGCCUCCCACAAAUGUUGUUAAUUUGCAGUCCUCCGCAGCAAAUAGUCUAUCAGCUGCUCCAAGUGCAGUUCAUGGGGUCCAGAUAAUGCAUAGCAGACCAGACGUGUCAGCUGGAAAUUGGAGGCCAGCCUAA